Messenger RNA from Hydractinia symbiolongicarpus, 1517 nucleotides. RefSeq names its product solute carrier family 35 member B1-like. NCBI's taxonomy places the organism in Eukaryota, Metazoa, Cnidaria, Hydrozoa, Anthoathecata, Hydractiniidae. Bases 1 to 927 code for a protein of 308 amino acids. Gene Ontology annotation, biological process: UDP-galactose transmembrane transport. Gene Ontology annotation, cellular component: endoplasmic reticulum membrane; Golgi membrane. The record is from RefSeq and is a predicted model, not a curated record. Gene Ontology annotation, molecular function: UDP-galactose transmembrane transporter activity; UDP-glucose transmembrane transporter activity. The transcript has 2 exons.
AUGAGGACUAUCUUUAAUGAAGAAAAUUUGCAAUGUGGUUAUAGGUUUUAUUUUAAUCAUUUAAUGCUAGCAUGCACAACAAAUAUAGUGAAAAUGUGUAGAAAACAAUGCCUAUUUUGUCUUCUAUUUUAUGCAUCUUGUUUUGUUUUAGGUAGCAAUCAUAAAAUGAUAUUAAAACUUCUCAUCUGUUUUGGUGGUGUAUUCUUUAGUUAUCUGCUGAAUGGUAUUGCUAUUGAGAGUAUAACAAACACUUUUGGUGACAAGAUAUUUACAUUUUAUUUAUUUAUGGUAUUUAUCCCGUCAUUAUUUAAUGUUGUGUUUGCCAAACUUGCUUUGGUUAUGAAGUCAUAUUUAAUUAAAGAAGCCAAGAAUACAUCUGUUAUCUUGUCAAAGGAGAGUGCCAAUAGUGUGCCGAAAAAGAUGUACUUUUUAUGUGCUAUGUUUUUUGUUUUUAGUAUGUUAUGUUCAAAUGCUUCUUUAGCUCAUAUAAACUACCCAACACAGUUGGUAUUGAAAUCCAGCAAACCAAUACCCAUACUAUUUUGUGCUUGUUUUCUGUCUAACAAAAGGUACCCACUACAACGAUUUGCUAGCACUUGGAUCAUUGUUGGUGGUGUCAUUAGUUUUAUGUAUGAACAAUAUAGUUUAAAUUCACAAGUAUCUGUUGGAACAACUCCAGCGCAAAAGUUUAUUGGUUCAAGUUAUGUUAAAGGAUGGGGUUUGGUGUUCGCUUCUUUAGGAUUUGAUGGAAUGUUAGCUGCAACACAAGAACGUAUGAGGCAAAGCCAUGAGCUGGAUACACACUUGCUAAUGUAUCACGUUAAUGCAUAUUCCUCUGUGUUCCUUGGUAUGGCUGUGACUUGUCAAGUAAAGACAAGAUUUAAAAUUAUGGACCUUGAAAAUCUAUGGAGAUACAACUAUUUUUAAAUUUGAUAAUAGUGUGAAUUUUUUGUAAUUGGGUUUACUGUUUCCAUCCAACACUAACUAGCUGACAAAGGAGAGGCUGUAGUUGAAGCCACUAUGUUUAUCACAGUUUUUUCCCUUUUUUCCCAGAGUAUUCAUAGUUUACUUAAUUCCAAUUAAUUUUUUCAAUUUCAUUGAUAAAAUCAGUGUAAUGAUGAAAAAGUUGCGUUUUUUCUGCAUGGAUCAGAUUUUUGUUAAACAUAAGAGGCAAAUUUUUAAACAUUUCUCACUUAAUUGUUUGCAUUAGGUGAAUUCUAUUUUCUUAAUUAUUUAAACAUUUAGUAUUUGGUUAUUUAAGCAUAAGAUAAUUUAUUACUCUUGUGGAUAUUAAUUAAUUUUACAUAUUUGUAAAUUGGAAUAAUAUAUUUAUAAAUUAAUUUGUACAUUUCUAAUUAUAAUUUAAAUGAAUUUUCACAUUUUUUUUAUUUUUAUUUCAAACAGCACUGGUGAUCGCUUUUGUUUAUGCAUAUUUGUGAAUAAAUAUUGAACGAUUUAUUACAGAGAAAACUCUAAAAUUUGGGUGUUAAGUCUUCAUUAAAUUAGUUACUGCAUAU